AUGUUACACCAAGCCCGGCAGCUCUGUGGGAGGUGGUGCCGUUGGUCCAGUCCUUUUAUCCAUCUCCUCACACUGACUGUGGUGACAUUCGGUGUGCUCGCACCUUUGAUUUGCCACCGGCUCCUCCACUCUUACUACUAUUUGCGGCGCUGGCACCUGAACCCCAUGAGCCAGGAGUUCCUGGAGCAGAACCAGCAGGAGGGCCAGGCUGCCCUCCGUUACUUUCAGAAGCUGCAGAUACCAAAUGUUUCCGAGGCCUCUGGCCGUGAUGCCUUCCAGCCCUUGCUGCUGGUCACCAUUAUCACUGUGCAGAGGCAGAAUGAUUUCCACUAUGUCUUGCAAGUGGCCUCCCAGUUCCACCGCCUCCUCCAGAAAUGUGGUGCACAUUGCCGGAGCCACCGCAUGCUCCUCUGUAAUGUGGAGUCAGACCCCAGCAGCCAUCAGGAUGUCAGGCUGCUGAGGAGCUUCUUUCCUAUGGUCAGUCGUGACAAAACUGGGGAGAACCUUGACCCCAGCAUGAACCAGUUUGAGAAGGAGAAGCAGGACUACAUCUUCUGCCUUGAGCAGUCGCUGUUGACGUACAACCCAGAAUACAUCCUCGUAGUGGAAGAUGAUGCUGUGCCACAGGAGGAGAUAUUCGCUGUCUUGCAGCACCUCUUGUUUGGACGGUUCUCCAAACCAUACCUCAGAGACGCACUCUACUUCAAGCUUUACCAUCCUGAGAGGCUUCAGCGCUACUUCAACCCCGAACCCAUGAGAAUCCUCGAGUGGCUAGGUCUGGGCAUGUUCCUGGGGCCCGUGCUGAACUGUGUGUACUCCUGGGCAACCGGGCUCCCCAGCCUCAGUUGGCCCAUUGUCUUGUUCUUUGCUUUGUACAGUAUGGCUUUGUCAGAGCUGGUGGGACGGCAUUACAUGCUGGAGCUGCGCCGGCUGACCCCCAUGCUGUAUAAUAUUGUGCCGGUCACGGAGUGCUGCACGCCUGCCAUGCUGUUCUCCGCUCCCUCUGCCCACCGUGCCUUAGGUUACCUGAAGGGGCUGCACUGCCGCCAGGGUUUUGCUAAGGAUAUUGCCCUCUACUCACUGCUGCGUACUAAGAGGGAGAACGCCUACGUGGUAGAACCCAACCUGGUCCGGCAUGUGGGAAUGUAUUCCAGCCUUCGGCUAAAUGACAACCCAAAACUGCUGUGA
Messenger RNA from Nipponia nippon (crested ibis), 1188 nucleotides. Lineage: Eukaryota; Metazoa; Chordata; Aves; Pelecaniformes; Threskiornithidae. The record is from RefSeq and is a predicted model, not a curated record.